UCCAGCCAGGUCCGCGGAAGCAGCUGGGGGUUUUGACCAAGCUGGGCUCAGAAGCCAGUUGUUGGCGCUGUCCGUGGUGCUGAGGAAUUCCCGGCUGCCGGCAGGAUGAGCUCCGAAUCAGCAGUCUGCAAACUGCUCCCAGUGACGCCAAACCACAGCUAAAGUUGCGCCUUUGCUUCACGUCCACAGUUAGAAUCUUCUGGUGUGUGAGGAGGGAUUCAGUCAACACACUGUGGACGAUGCUGAUGCUUCUGCCGGUGGAGUGGGCUUUAAGCUUCAGUAUGCUGUUUCUAUUUGUGAUCCCCAGAGCCUAGCCAAGUCACCUCUACUGCCGUAGCAAACACUGUGUAAGUGAGCCCAUGUGUGGAGGAGGCGUAAUCAGCCAGGAAAUUUCAUAGAAGGAUCUAAGAAAAUGCUAAAAAUAAGUUCAAGAUGAUUCUGCUACCGGGGUCCGGAUUUCCAAAGGACCAGCAUUGCUUCUUGCUUUGAAUUCUGAAGACAGGUCCAGAGCCUAUUUCUAUGUGUGUCUGCUGUGUUUCUCUCUGGAAGGGUGGGAGACUGCUUCUUGGCUGUGUUUUGAAAUGGGAGGUAUAGAGGAUGGAUUGCCUCUAAUUCAUGCCUGAAAAUGCAUUCUUUGGGUGACUAAAGAGGACCGGCUUUCCUAAGAGAUACCUGACCUUUAAGUUCAGAUCGGUCUGUGACCCCCAGCACCACCAUUAACCUCAGAGUGACUAGCCCACCCCUCUUGCAUUCCCAUGGAAGGAGCUGAGUGUAUUUAAUAUUAGGAGAACAUCCAGAAGUCUGUGAGGAGGGGGAUGGCUCUUCAUACUCAUGAAGCUUGCAUACUUCUAUUGGUCAUCCCUGGAUUGGUCACCUCUGCUGCCAUCAGUCACGAAGACUAUCCUGCUGAUGAAGGUGACCAGGCUUCCAGUAAUGACAAUCUGAUCUUUGAUGACUAUCGAGGGAAAGGGUGUGUGGAUGACAGCGGCUUUGUGUACAAGUUGGGAGAGCGGUUUUUCCCGGGGCAUUCCAACUGUCCGUGUGUCUGUGCUCUAGAUGGACCGGUUUGUGACCAGCCAGAAUGCCCUAGAAUCCACCCGAAAUGCACAAAAGUGGAGCACAAUGGAUGCUGUCCUGAGUGUAAAGAAGUGAAAAACUUUUGUGAAUAUCAUGGAAAAAAUUACAAAGUCUUGGAGGAAUUUAAGCCCUCUCCAUGCGAAUGGUGCCGCUGUGAGCCCAGCAAUGAAGUUCACUGUGUUGUAGCAGACUGCGCAGUUCCUGAGUGUGUCAACCCAAUCUAUGAACCAGAGCAGUGUUGUCCUGUCUGCAAAAAUGGUCCAAACUGCUUUGCAGGAACUACAAUAAUUCCAGCUGGCAUUGAAGUGAAAGUGGACGACUGUAACAUCUGUCAUUGUCACAACGGGGACUGGUGGAAACCAGCUCAGUGUUCAAAGCGCGAAUGCCAAGGGAAGCUGACUGUGUAGGACAAAUCUCCAACUGGUUACAAGCUCUAUAAGGGGAUGCUAUGGCUUCUACACUGCACACGUUUGACACCCAACAACAUGAGCAAACAAACUCCUGCCAGCUACAACAGGGUCACCAGCAAAACCUUCUGGGGUUGACAAAAGUGAAUAUUUUAAGAAGAGGAAAUUACUCUCUCUUUCUCUUGCUAUAUAAAAUAUCCAUAGCAUAUAGCUAUCUAAACCACUUUUGUAUUUUCCAAUGCUUGAUGGUGACUUGACGACCAAGAUUUCUGGGACAAGAAAGAAAGAAAACAGACUUGGACAGGCUCCUUCCCAGAUGAUGCCUCUGACCUGCCAGUCCGUGUCCCUUGACUUACUCCAUUUUUACUCUGCUGUGCAUCCUACAUUUUUUUUGUGUGUUUUCUACCUUGGGAAUCUAAAGGGGUCGGAUCUGACUGCACAGUAAAAUUUUGUGUUACAUCAGAAGUGUUUGAUAAAGAAACUUUGGCGGGGGGUGGGAAGCUCCUCCCAGAUAGGAAAAAUGGAAGAGUGUCCAAGCCAUGGCUCUCUUGGGGCAAUUAUGUUUGUAGGCUAAGACACAGGGAAGUAAACUGAGUCCUCUGUAGACCAAAGCCAGGAACAGGUAUUUUGUCCAAUCUGUUGGUGUUCACUGUUGAUUCUUACCAACCACACAUUUCAUGCAUAAAACUUUGAAACUGCCAAUCAGAAACAAGUAGGUGAGUGAGGAACACCAUGAAUUGACUAAAGAACCUGAAGGGAUAGACAUUGAAAACUGUAGCGUUUAAUCACCAGACUUCUUCAUGACGCCAGCAUUCAGUUUGGUUCAUAAUUAAACACAUUGCAAAGCCCACCUUGUCAAUGGGCAAUAUAAAUACCAGAACCAGGGUGAACAGCCCCACUGUGAAUCAAUCUUUCUAAACACUUCUGACUUUCAAGAUCCAAUUUGGCUGAAAGCCAGUCCUAUACACAGCAGUUUUUAUGGUUCAGGACAGUGUUUGCCAUGUUACAGUAACAACCACUCAGCCCUAACUCUAAAAUCCAGAUUCAGGACACUCUUUCCACCUUAAGUGCUGAUGUAAAUUAAAGAUUAGGGUAGAGUGAGUCUUGCACAAUACAAUUUCAUUAGUUGAACAUUUUUAAUGUAUAUAUUAGAUACUAAACUAUUAAAGAGAACUUUUGAAGAGUCUCAAGGUUGCCCUGGUAAUGCUGCUAGUAUAAUAACAGAAAAAAAUAAUAAUAAAAGAAAUACACAGGGUAUCUGAUACCACCUCCAACCAAGUGCAAAAUUCACAGUUCUGAGACCACAUGGCCUAGUCACUUACUCCACUAUCCAUCCUAAAUCCCCUGGUGCAGAUUUGACAGGGUCCUUAGGGAACUUCAAAGUUUUCUUCAUCUCC
Messenger RNA from Acomys russatus (golden spiny mouse), 2881 nucleotides. It is a transcript of the gene Vwc2l, whose product is annotated as von Willebrand factor C domain containing 2 like. The transcript has 4 exons. Lineage: Eukaryota; Metazoa; Chordata; Mammalia; Rodentia; Muridae. The coding region runs from base 816 to 1484 and encodes 222 amino acids. Gene Ontology annotation, molecular function: protein binding. The record is from RefSeq and is a predicted model, not a curated record. Gene Ontology annotation, cellular component: AMPA glutamate receptor complex. Gene Ontology annotation, biological process: negative regulation of BMP signaling pathway.